UAGUGAUAGACAAUGGGACUAGCCAACGAACGCUGCGAGCACGAACUGUGCUUUCCAAUCAGCACGCGAGGCUGAGAGGUGGGCGUGCGCACCAGCAGGGCAGGUUAAAUGGAAACCACCUUUGGGAGCUGGAUGCCCGUGUAGCUGUUCUACCACAGCAGUGUUUUGCAAUGAGUGGGGGAGGAGAGCAGCCAGACAUCCUCAGUGUCGGAAUCCUGGUCAAAGAAAGAUGGAAAGUGUUGAGAAAGAUUGGGGGUGGGGGCUUUGGAGAAAUUUACGAUGCCUUGGACAUGCUCACCAGGGAAAAUGUCGCACUGAAGGUGGAAUCAGCCCAACAACCAAAGCAAGUUCUGAAAAUGGAGGUUGCUGUUUUGAAAAAAUUACAAGGGAAAGACCACGUUUGUAGAUUUAUUGGCUGUGGGAGGAACGAUCGAUUCAACUAUGUGGUCAUGCAGUUACAGGGUCGGAACCUGGCAGACCUGCGCCGCAGCCAGUCCCGGGGCACAUUCACCGUUAGCACCACUCUGCGGCUAGGGAAGCAGAUCCUGGAGUCAAUUGAAAGCAUCCACUCUGUGGGAUUCCUGCACCGAGACAUCAAACCGUCAAACUUCGCCAUGGGUCGCUUUCCUAGUACAUGUAGGAAAUGUUUCAUGCUUGAUUUUGGCUUGGCUCGACAGUUUACCAAUUCCUGUGGUGACGUCAGACCACCUCGAGCUGUGGCAGGCUUUCGAGGGACAGUUCGCUAUGCAUCAGUUAAUGCUCAUAGGAACAGGGAAAUGGGAAGACAUGAUGACCUUUGGUCUUUAUUCUACAUGUUAGUAGAAUUUGUGGUUGGUCAGCUGCCUUGGAGGAAAAUAAAGGACAAGGAGCAAGUAGGCUCCAUUAAGGAGCGAUAUGACCACAGGCUCAUGUUGAAGCACCUACCUCCAGAAUUCAGCGUCUUUCUGGACCACAUCUCCUCUCUGGAUUAUUUUACAAAACCAGACUAUCAGCUGCUUACAUCCAUUUUUGACAAUAGCAUCAAGGCUUUUGGAGUAAUUGAAAGUGACCCUUUUGACUGGGAGAAGACUGGAACAGAUGGCUCUCUGACAGCUACCACCACUUCUACCACCCCUCAGCCACACACCCGCCUGACUCCUGCUGCCAUUGGAAUUGCCAAUGCCACUCCUAUCCCUGGAGACUUGCUUCGAGAAAACACAGAUGAAGUGUUCCCAGAUGAACAACUCAGUGAUGGAGAGAAUGGCUUCCCAGCUGCUGUGUCUCCAGAUAGAGUGCCUGGGUCCCCGGGACACCCUCGUCCCCAGGAGAAGGAUGUCUGGGAAGAGAUGGAUGCCAAUAAGAACAAGAUAAAGCUUGGAAUUUGUAAGGCUGCCACUGAAGAGGAACACAGCCACGACCAAGCCAACUGCAUCCUCCAUGCCCCAAGCCUUGGUUCUCCCAUCCGCGUGCGCUCAGAGACAGCUCAGCCUGACAGGGACGCGCGGCUGGUGCGCAGGCUGCGCUCCAUCCACAGCCUGGAGCUGGAGAAGCGUCUGACCCUGGAGCCCAAGCCAGACACUGACAGGUUUCUCGAGACCUGCCUGGAGAAGAUGCAGAAAGAUUCUAGUGCAGGAAAGGGAUCUGCUGUCCCUGCUCUGCUUCAGAAGCCUUGCCUCCCUGCUGGGUCCCGCAUGGACCACAUCUGGCACUAUGACGAAGAGUAUCUCCCGGAUGCCUCCAAGCCUGCCUCUGCCAACACCCCCGAGCAGGCCGAUGGUGGGGGCAGCAAUGGAUUUAUAGCUGUUAACCUGAGCUCUUGCAAGCAAGAAGUUGACUCCAGAGAAUGGGUGAUUGUGGACAAGGAGCAAGACCUUCAGGAAUUUAGGACACACGAGGCUUUAGGUCAUAAAACAACCGGAAGUCCUUCUGAUGAGGAGCCCGAAGAGCUUCAAGUUCUGGAGGAAUCACCCCAAGAGGAAGAGCUACAGUUAGGUCCUUGGGCAGGAAACGAUCUCUUAGGGAAGGAACCGACAGGUGUGGUCUUAGCACUGUCUGCAGAGUGCCCUGCCACAGCUCCUUCAGAACAGUGCACAAACAGACUGCAGCUCCAGGCUGGGGCUGCUAGUCAUUUUAUUGCUGCAACACCCACAAGUCCAAUGGAAGCACAAGCAGAAGGGCCCUUGACCGCGAUCACAAUUCCUAGACCUUCUGUGGCAUCAACACAGUCAACCUCAGGGAGCUUUCACUGUGGUCAGCAUCUGGAAAAGAAGGAUCUUCAGCCCAUGGAGCCUACUGUGGAACUUUACUCUCCAAGGGAGAACUUCUCUGGCUUGGUUGUGACGGAGGGUGAAGGGCUUCAGAUAGAUCAUGCUGGCCAAGACAUGUCUCCCCGUGUUAGAGAGAGUGACAGAUCUCAGGACCUGGGACCAAAAGACCUUCCUGAGGAUGACAGACUAGUUGCGAGGGGAUUUGAGAAUUUCACUGUAGAAACUGAAGAGAAAAGCUUUCUUCUAGGGUCAGGCCCUGAAGAUGCGGAGCUAAGUAAAGAAGAGCACUGUGUUGAGGUUGCCCUCCAAGGAGACACGGUCACUGUGGCAAAGGAUCAUUCCACUACUGCUGACCCUCUGGAGGAGACCAGGACACAGACCUUCAGUGUGGUGCCAGAUCAGGACAGAAAUCAGGAGAUCAUGAAGCUCCUGGCAGUUGGAACUUCUGAAUUCGCUCCGAGAGUCAUUGACCCACAUGUUGAAGGACAGCAGGGGAAGGUGGCAGCAAUGCAGAAAAGCAGGCCAUCCGAGGAUGAUGACCUCAAGACGGAAGACCUGCCAGAGCAUCAAGGAGGCCUCUCUGCUUUACUGCACCAAGAGGAUAAAAGAGAGCAAAGUGCCCUGAGAAACGGAGAGCUGGUUCAUUGUAUUUUGCGGCACGAGUGCACUCCCCCAGCCCGGAAGGAUGUGGUCAGGUCGUCCCUUGGAACCAGACAUAGCCGGAUCCCUGUUCUAGCACAAGAGAUAGAGUCAGCAUUCGAGUCGUCCUCUCCCAUCUCUGCGAAAGAGAAGCUCCUCCAAAAGAAAGCUUAUCAACCAGACCUGGUGAGACUGCUGGUGGAGAAAAGGCAGUUCCACUCUCUCCUCGGCGACCUUUCCAGUGCCUCUGAGAAGGUGCUGGAGGAGAAGCUGGCCGCUGUCCCCGUGCCCUUCUCUGAGGAGGAUGUCUUCAUGCCCUUUUCCAGACUGGCAGUAGAUGCUCCCCUGAGCAGGUCUGCAGAAGACAGCUUUCUGUCACCCCUCCUCUCUCAGGCUAGAAAGAGCAAGAUCCCAAGGCCAGUUUCAUGGGUCAGCACAGAUCCAGUGAGCAGCUCACCCUCAUCACAGUUCUUGCCUCGGCCACCACCUGGGAAGCCACCUGCCAGGCCUGGACUGGAAGCCAGGCUACGCAGAUACAGAGUCCUAGGAAGUAGUAACUCUGACUCAGACCUUUUCUCUCGCCUGGCUCAAAUUCUUCAAAAUGGGUCUCAGAAGCCCCGGAGCAGUACUCAGAGCAAGAGCCCAGGAUCUCCGCACAACCCCAAGACACCACCCAAGAGCCCAGUUGUCCCUCGCAGGAGCCCUAGCGCCUCUCCUCGGAGCUCAUCCUUGCCUCGCACGUCCAGCUCCUCACCGUCCAGGGCUGGGCGGCCCCACCACGAGCAGAGGAGUUCAUCCCCGCACCUGGGGAGAAGCAAGUCCCCUCCCAGCCACUCAGGGUCCUCCUCCUCCAGGAGGUCCUGCCAGCAAGAGCACUGCAAACCCAGCAGGAGCAGCCCCAAAGGGUCCAGUAGCCUCCACCAUCACCCAGCCAGCUCGAAAGCGCCCCCAGGGAAGAGCAAGCCAGCCAGCAAACUCAGCAGAUAGGAACCAGCUGCAGCCCUUCCUCCUGACCUGAUGCAUGUGUGUCCCCUGUCUAUUU
Messenger RNA from Fukomys damarensis (Damara mole-rat), 3927 nucleotides. RefSeq names its product tau tubulin kinase 2 (gene Ttbk2). Gene Ontology annotation, molecular function: ATP binding; protein serine/threonine kinase activity. Bases 171 to 3872 code for a protein of 1233 amino acids. Gene Ontology annotation, cellular component: cytoplasm; ciliary transition zone; nucleus. The transcript has 15 exons. Gene Ontology annotation, biological process: cilium assembly; signal transduction; peptidyl-serine phosphorylation. The record is from RefSeq and is a predicted model, not a curated record. NCBI's taxonomy places the organism in Eukaryota, Metazoa, Chordata, Mammalia, Rodentia, Bathyergidae.